Paracoccidioides brasiliensis Pb18 is the source of this 2217-nucleotide messenger RNA. RefSeq names its product dolichyl-diphosphooligosaccharide--protein glycosyltransferase subunit STT3. Gene Ontology annotation, cellular component: membrane. Bases 1 to 2217 code for a protein of 738 amino acids. Gene Ontology annotation, molecular function: dolichyl-diphosphooligosaccharide-protein glycotransferase activity. The transcript has 6 exons. The record is from RefSeq and is a predicted model, not a curated record. Gene Ontology annotation, biological process: post-translational protein modification.
AUGGCCACCCCUACUAUUGAACGCUUCCUGGAAGGUUCCACCUCAAAAACUACUCGAGGUCUGCUCCGGGUUAUCAUUCUUGUGCUAAUAGCCGCCGCCGCCAUCGCCAGUCGACUCUUCAGCGUAAUAAGAUUCGAGUCUAUAAUACACGAGUUUGACCCGUGGUUCAAUUUCAGAGCAACUAAAUAUCUUGUAGAGCAUGGCUUCUACAGCUUUUGGGAUUGGUUCGACGAUCGAACAUGGCACCCUCUGGGUCGUGUCACUGGUGGCACUUUAUACCCAGGCCUGAUGGUAACCAGCGGCGUCAUCUACCAUAUCCUCCGGUUGCUUUCCAUACCAGUCGACAUCCGAAACAUCUGUGUGCUUCUUGCCCCUGCAUUCUCUGCCUUGACUGCCGUGGCGAUGUAUCUCCUAACUUGUGAAAUGUCCCCGUCACCAUCCGCUGGGCUCCUCGCCGCUGCUUUCAUGGGAAUUGUCCCAGGCUAUAUCUCCAGGUCCGUCGCUGGGAGCUACGAUAACGAAGCUAUUGCUAUCUUCCUUCUCGUUUUCACCUUCUUCCUCUGGAUCAAGGCCGUGAAGAACGGAUCGAUUUUGUGGGGUGUGCUGACCGCGUUGUUUUAUGGUUACAUGGUUUCAGCCUGGGGUGGAUAUGUGUUCAUCACCAAUUUGAUUCCCCUGCACAUUUUUGUUCUUAUAUGCAUGGGCCGCUACAGCUCCCGCAUUUAUAUCAGCUAUACCACCUGGUAUGCGUUGGGAACAUUAGCCAGCAUGCAAAUUCCAUUUGUUGGGUUCCUUCCUAUUCGAAGUAGUGAUCAUAUGUCAGCAUUAGGAAUCUUUGGUCUUAUCCAAGUCGUUGCUUUUGUCGAGUUCAUUCGUUCCCAGGUACCAGGGAAACAUUUCCAAACUCUUCUAACGGGUUUGGUAUUGCUUAUCUUUAGCGUCGCUUUCGUGGGUCUUGUUGUUCUCACCGUUUCGGGAGUUAUUGCUCCCUGGAGUGGCCGGUUCUACUCGCUUUGGGAUACUGGUUAUGCUAAAAUUCACAUUCCAAUCAUUGCGUCCGUUUCCGAGCAUCAGCCAACAGCUUGGCCCGCGUUCUUCUUCGACCUUAGCAUGCUAAUUUGGCUCUUCCCAGCUGGUGUUUACAUGUGCUUCGUCCAACUAAAAGACGAGCACGUCUUUGUUAUUAUCUAUUCUGUCCUCGCCAGCUAUUUCGCCGGAGUAAUGGUGCGAUUGAUGCUUACUCUGACUCCCAUUGUCUGCGUUGCAUCUGCAAUAAUUUUGUCCUACAUUCUCGAUACCUAUCUUCUCAUCUCUCCCUCAAAACCAAAGGACAACAAAUCAUCUCAAGCUGGUCUCCGAUCUGUACAGAAAGAGGAUGUCAGGAUCUACUCAAAGCUUUCGAAAUUAGUUUUAUCCGGCUCCAUUGUUGUCUAUCUGCUCUUAUUUGUGGGACAAUGCACCUGGGUAACGUCAAAUGCAUACUCCUCUCCGUCAGUUGUCCUAGCAAGCAAAAUGCCAGACGGAAGCCUACACAUCAUUGAUGACUACCGCGAAGCCUACUACUGGCUACGCGAAAACACCCCAGAAAAUGCCAAGGUUAUGGCGUGGUGGGAUUACGGUUAUCAAAUUGGUGGCAUGGCUGAUCGCCCAACACUCGUUGACAACAACACCUGGAAUAAUACCCACAUUGCAACCGUCGGCAAAGCAAUGAGCUCGCGUGAGGAAGUCGCUUAUCCCAUCCUUCGACAACAUGAUGUUGACUAUGUCUUGGUCGUCUUUGGCGGAUUACUGGGAUACUCUGGAGACGAUCUCAAUAAGUUCCUGUGGAUGGUCCGGAUAGCUGAAGGAAUCUGGCCUGAUGAAGUCAAGGAACGUGACUUCUUCACUGACCAGGGUGAAUACCGUGUAGACGGUGAAGCCACGCCAACCAUGCAAAACAGUCUUAUGUACAAAAUGUCCUACUACAACUUCAGCACUCUUUUCCCAGGUGGUCAAGCAGUCGAUCGCACCCGCGGCGUGCGCCUCCCAGCGCAAGGUCCCCAACUAACUACACUCGAGGAAGCAUUCACCAGCAAGAAUUGGAUUAUCAGAAUCUAUAAGGUUAAGGAUCUUGAUAACGUUGGACGAGAUCAUAACCGUGCCGUCGCCUUCGACAAGGGGCGCAAAAAGAAGAAGGCACUUAAGAAUAGGGGGCCAAGGGUUCUGAGAACCGAAUAG